AAACACAGAUUAGGAGUUUUAGCCCCACCCUUCAUCUAAAACAACCAAUAGGCUUUCAGUGUAUAAAAUGGUGCUUUCAAGUGCUGCACACACGGUAGUACCUUUUAACUCAGUGAUAAAGAUAUUAAAAAGUUCGACAGUAGGGUGUAUUAUUUCUAAGUAAAUAAUCCUUGUGAUUAAUUUUCAUGAUAAUAUAUUUAUAAUAGCAUAUUUAAAUAAGUUAUGUCCAAUUUCUUUUAAAUAAAAAUUCGAAGUUGGUGUCUUUUUUUAUUUUCUUUUUUGUCUUUUUUAAAAAGGACGGUAAUUCAAUAGGAACAAUUCAAAAUAACUUUAUAUAACCCCUAAAAAAAUACAGUUCACGCUAUGUGUCAAAAAUUACGCUCGAAGUACCGUUAUAUGUAAAGGCAUCCAGAUAAAGACCUUGAGUCCCGCCUCCGCGCGGGUUGUAUCCAAUAGAAACUCAGAGAGGGCGUGACCAAGUUCUGUUUACCUCAAUUCUGAUGCGAAGUGGGACAGGGUGCAUGCUGCAGCUGUCACACCGACGGAUAUAGAGGCAGUCUGAAACUCACAUGUGACACUGCAACACCGCAUUUUGGAAUACUCUACUACAAGCUGGUCAUCAGGUGGGUGUCUGCAGGGCUUCCAUGCUGAGGAAGGGCAGGAACAGCAGAGGCCAGCAUUUGGUCUGGAGUGAGACGCAGCAGGACGCGGAUGUCAUGACAGACGUCAAGAUGUCCGACAGAGAAGAAUGGGACCAGCAACUGGUGACGGAGAUCAGUGACUUGGAGUCAGAGGUGGAUUAUUUGGCGGGAUCGCAGACUGCUUCAGACGUAGUGGCUUUGCCCAGCACUCCUCCACUGCUGGGGGAGAAUUUCUACUCCUACAAACCACAGGAAGAGCUCAAUCUGGCGUUUGGCCUUAGCAGUGAAGACCUCUGUGAAGACGAGGAUCACAUUUUGGAUUGGGUUUGGGACGAGCAGUACAAGUCCUCUGGAGCCUUCCUGAGCGGAGACAGCAGAAAAGUGAGCUUUCACUCCGACUACAGCUGUGGGACCGCUGCCAUCCGCGGCCACAAGGAGCUUUCCGAAGGCCAGCACUACUGGGAAGUGAAGAUGACGUCUCCGGUCUACGGCACAGAUAUGAUGGUGGGGAUCGGAACUUCUGAGGUGAACCUGGAUAAGUUCAAGUACAGCUUUGGCAGCCUGCUGGGCCAUGAUGAAGACAGCUGGGGUCUCUCCUACACAGGUCUGCUUCAACACAAAGGGGACAAAGUGAAAUUCUCCCCUCGGUUUGGUCAGGGGUCCAUCAUAGGAGUGCACUUGGACACGUGGCACGGCACUUUGAGCUUUUACCACAACCGACAGUUCAUAGGUGUUGCUGCUACCAACCUGCAGAAUAAGAAGUUCUACCCCAUGGUGUGCUCCACAGCAGCUAAGAGCAGCAUGAAGGUGGUCCGUGCCUGCUACACUCCCACCUCCCUGCAGUACCUCUGCUGCGCCCGCCUGCGCCGAAUGUUACCCUGCUGCCCCGACGUAGUCGGUGCUCUAGAACUGCCCCCCGGCCUGCGCACCCUCCUCCAAACACAGCUUUUCUGGAUCUUCAGCGUCACCAGCAGCACCUCAGAGCGGGAGACACACUCGCAGGAGGACGCCCAGGAGGAGGAGGAGGGCAGCCUCCCGCCAAGCCCCGUCCCGAGCUCCACCUCCAGCCCCGCGUCCACAAUGAGUGCCUGCUCCUCGCCCGGCCCCUACUCCGAAACCCUUUCAGAAACGGACGUGUAUCUGUGCCCGUGUCACAUGGCACCUCAGACUGAGCGCGGCGCCUGCCGCUGCCCCCCGACUCCCCCCAGCAGCGACUACGACAGCUGCUGCUCGGAGCCCGAGGACUAUCAGUGCAAGAGAUGCCGCUGGACAUGACCGGUUCCUUCCUCAGAGCCGCCAAUAUUCUACCACUGCCAUCAUCAUCCUCACCUCCUUCUGCUGUCUGUGCUCCAAGCAAAAAAUGAACUUUUACACGUCUAGAAGUGUCCAAUCGAUCUAAUUUUUUGUGUUUUUUUUAAAAUAUGCCAUUUACUGUCUUUGUGUGAGAGUUGAAGACUAGACUCUAAGGAUACAAAAACACUUUUAUCUUAUGUAUUCUCAGGGAUAGACUCUGAACAGAAGCAGCUGUUUUUGUUUUUUUUCAUACUGUUAACAGACUUUUUUGGAGUAUUUUUUAAGACGUUUUUUUGCUAAAUAUCAGCUUCAGUUGUGCUGUUACAUGUUUUUCUAUUUACAUUUAUUCUCUCUAUUAUAAACCUUCUUAUUUAACAUUAAACACCACAAAACUCCA
Messenger RNA from Oryzias melastigma (Indian medaka), 2331 nucleotides. RefSeq names its product SPRY domain-containing SOCS box protein 3. The transcript has 7 exons. The record is from RefSeq and is a predicted model, not a curated record. Lineage: Eukaryota; Metazoa; Chordata; Actinopteri; Beloniformes; Adrianichthyidae. Gene Ontology annotation, molecular function: protein binding. Bases 645 to 1916 code for a protein of 423 amino acids. Gene Ontology annotation, biological process: proteasome-mediated ubiquitin-dependent protein catabolic process. Gene Ontology annotation, cellular component: SCF ubiquitin ligase complex.